Molecule: messenger RNA, 1941 nt
Organism: Plasmodium coatneyi
Lineage: Eukaryota; Apicomplexa; Aconoidasida; Haemosporida; Plasmodiidae
Product: Cardiolipin synthetase
Exons: 1
Coding region: 1-1941 (646 amino acids)
Molecular function (GO): catalytic activity
Source: RefSeq, a predicted model, not a curated record
AUGAGUUCUUGCGGCUGCUACAUUUUGGCGGAAGUGGGGGGCGGUCUGCUGGGAACAAAAGCGGUUGGUGGGAAAACUGUUGUGGGGUCGACAGUUGGAAGUACAUCCCCCCAGCUGGACGUCCUACUGAAUGCGCAGCACGAUUUGAAGGGAACUGUGUAUAAAAAGAUCAGGAAGAAAGUCGACCCGCAGGUCAAGGGCGGAACAGAAAACGACGAUACAGAGGCAGGGGGAAAAAAAAAACAGGAACAAAUUGAUAUAGAAAAGCUAGUGGAAGAUAACGUAGAACAGCUAAACCUAAACAAAAAGGAAAAGGAAAUAAUCAAAAAAAAGUGGAAAUACAUUUUAAAAAAAAACAAAGAAAAAUAUGGAAAAGUGUCUGAUGGGAAUAAAAUAAAAAUAUACAACGAUGGACAUACAGCUUUUAGAGACAUACUUCGAUCUAUAGAGAAGAGCAAAAAGAGGAUUUGGUUUGAGUCCUACAUUUUCGACGACUCUGAGUUAGCCAAGGAGGUGGUGGACAGUUUAUGUAAUGCGGCGAAGAGAGGAUGCGACGUCAUUCUUUUGAUUGAUUAUAUUGGAAGUUUGAAAAUUAAGAAUAAAUGGGUGAACAAAUUGAAGGAGAAUAAUGUGCAGGUUCUUUUCUUUAAUUCCUUUUUGAGUUCCUUCCUGAAUAUGUUGCCCAUUUUUUUUCGGGACCAUCGAAAGAUCAUUAUAGUGGACAACGCAGCGUACUGCGGGUCGAUGAAUGUUUCCGAUAGUGUUGUCCCGAGCGGCUUGGGCUGGCAUAGCGACGGGAUGGGCCACAUGGACGAGGUGGAGGAAGAAGCGGACGUAGAGAACACAGCGGAUGGAGGAGUGUCCACCUCCGGGGGAAUCAUGCCGAACCGGUGCGAGGACCAACUCCCAAGUGAGGGGCAUCCCGAAGAGAACGAAAAAAAAAACAAAAGCAAACUCCUGCAGUACUACGAUUUACACAUAAAAGUGAAAGGACCCGCAGUGAAAGAUCUGGCAGAUGUUUUUAUCGACUCACUUAAGAUGGCAAAAACGUCCAUCACGAGGGAACCAAUAGAGGAACAGGAAAGAUAUGAGGACGAAGAGGGGAACUCCUGCUUCGUGCAAGUGCUGGAGUCAAAUGUACUGAGAAAAAUUCGAUCCAUUCAGUCCACCUUUGAGUGGGUUAUUAAAAACGGAGCGACGAAAAAUAUCUACAUAACGACUAGCUAUUUUAUUCCUCCUGGUUUUCUGAGGAGAGCUUUGUUUUCUUCCCUGAACAACGGGGUAGACAUUUCGUUCCUCCUUUCUGGGAACUCGGAUGUGUUGGGCGACGUUCCCGCUACGUAUCACAUCGUGAAGAAGUUUCUGAGGAGGUCCCAAAAGGGCAGCGUAAGUAGCGGCAACAACAACAAUAGUGACCAGAGCGAUCAACCCAUACAGGGAAAAGCAAACUCCUACCUGCACAACCUGCGGAAGCGAGCCGAGUCCAGAAUAGGAGACAACUUCCUGAAGAGACAAAAAAAGGGAAACUGCGACUUUUAUUUCUUUCAGAACAGACACUGUCAUGCAAAGAACCUCAUGGUGGACAAUCUGUGGUGUGCCGUGGGUUCAUACAACUGGGAUCGAUUUUCCUCGAGACGUAACUUAGAAGUAAUGGUUUCCAUCUUUGACAAAAAAAUAUGUGAACAGUUUGUGAAGGAGCAUAAGAGUAAAAUAAAAAACGAAUCAGAACAAGUGACCCUCGCGCAGGUGGCCAAUCGCAACGUGUUUCAGGGAUUCUUCAGCUACUGCGCCUAUCAUAUGGCUAAAUUGUCCGGAAAAAACAUUUUGGACGGUCUAUCCAAGGACAGCAAGAAGACUAUUCUGCGGAAAGCCAUUGUGAAUAAAUACCUAUCGGACAACUGCGUGGAAAAUAUCUCCCUCAACAUGAUGUGGGGCGCGUAG